AUGGAACUUGAAUUACCACCUAAAGAAAUCGUUUUGAAGGAUACAACUAACAUUAAGGAAAAACUAAAAACAAAAGCUAAACCCAAAAAGAAAUUUGAACCAGGGAAAAGCUCUAUUUAUAUUGGUAAUAUUCCUAUCGAAUGCACAAAGAAAGACUUACAAUCUUACUUUAAGGAUGAAAAGGAAGUUCUAAAUAUAUUGUUACGUACCACUAAAAUCAAAGUUGCUGGUCAAAUAAAAGUGAUUAAGUUCGCAUUUGUGUCCUUUAACGUUGAUAUCAAUAUUAACGAAUUAAAUACAAGAUAUUAUAACAACCAAUUGUUUGGUAAUAAAUCACUGUUUUUCGAAAAAGUGGGGACUAAGGAAUCAAAUCUGGAAGACAUUGAAAAUAUCGAUGAAAAAAGAAUCAAAACAUCUGAUGUUGCUAAACUUGAACCAACAGGUCCUCAUAUUUCAACAAAUGUCAAGAAAGAUACUAAGAAGGAAGAAGAAAAUUAUCCGAAAAGUUUCCCAAAGAAUACACAAAUCAAGGUUAAUGAUGAAAAGAAACCUGUCGAGAAAGAAUUUGUCAAAAGUAAACAUACUUCAAAAGAUCUCGCAAGUUCAAAUACUGAUACAAAACAACACACAUUACAGAUCAAAAAAAGUGAAAAAACUAUAUUUAUCAAAAAUAUACCAUAUGAUAUUACUAAGAAGGAAUUGGCAGAGUUCUUGAAAGUAAAGGGAAGAGAUGUUUCAUUACCAAAGGGAAGGUUACAAGAUUUAACAACUGGAAGAAUAUUCAUAUCUCACAAUACGAAUAGAGGCUAUUCUUUCGUUACUUAUGAAAAUUUAGGACCGGAAGAAACGAUACAACAAAAGGUCGAAGGCUUACAGGGAAUGAUACUAAAAAACAGAAAACUUAUGGUGGACUUCGCAAUAGACAAAGAGGAGCACAAUGAUAGCUCGGUACCAACAACUAUAAUAUCUGUAACUAAGAUGUAA
This is a messenger RNA of Maudiozyma barnettii, 984 nucleotides long. It is a transcript of the gene RNP1, whose product is annotated as Rnp1p. The transcript has a single exon. Gene Ontology annotation, molecular function: mRNA binding. Lineage: Eukaryota; Fungi; Ascomycota; Saccharomycetes; Saccharomycetales; Saccharomycetaceae. The record is from RefSeq and is a predicted model, not a curated record. Bases 1 to 984 code for a protein of 327 amino acids. Gene Ontology annotation, cellular component: cytoplasm; nucleus; ribonucleoprotein complex.